Messenger RNA from Rotaria socialis, 459 nucleotides. The record is from the annotation of a GenBank genome assembly. NCBI's taxonomy places the organism in Eukaryota, Metazoa, Rotifera, Eurotatoria, Philodinida, Philodinidae.
AUGUCGGAACCACCGCUUCCAAGUGCUCGACGGCAACUUUUAUUUGUUAAAUAUGGUCCUAUAUUAAUUACACCAUUCUUUUUCGGAUUUUCAACGCAUGUUCUUGCACCGAAUUCUUUUUCUCGUAUUCUUGGCCCACAACUGAAUGUACCCGUGGCUAACUCACUUUGGGUGGGAUCUCAUCUUGGCGUUGGUAUAUAUUUAUACAGCUCAAAACACUUACGAAAUGCUGAUAUAUUUGAUCGUAUAUUAUAUAGUAUUUAUGGCUCAGCAAUAUUCAAUUUGGGAACUGUUUUAGUGAUGUCAAUCGUACGGUCGAUUUUUCCUGACAAUGAAAUGAUUCGUUUAGGAGUUGGUUUUUCGUCUAGUGCUGCUCUAUUAUUCAUCGGUAGACGAUAUAUGUUAUAUGUCGAUCAGAUUUUCGAUGCAAUUCGAUUCCGAUCAAUAACACGUUCAUAA